GAGGAAAAACAGAAACUAAAUGUGUCAACCUUGGAAUGCUUAGCCAAAGCACUAAGUAAAAAGCCCCUUCAUUCCUUACUGAAAUUGCUUUGACUCCAAUCCUGCAAGAAUUAUUAAAAGUCAGAGCAGCUUUGUGAAGCUAAUGUUUCUGGCACUUCAACAAGGAUGUUGGUGUUUCAUUUGUCAGUGAUGAUCAAGCUUUUCUUCCAGUUGGAUGCAGCUAUUUGUCCUGAGAAGUGUGACUGCUCUUCAAAAAAUGCAAUUCAUUGCUCUGGCCCCCACAUAAAAGACCUGGAAUUGUUAAAUCUGCCUUGCAACAUGACAGAAAUUCACAUAACAAAUGCUAACAUAUCGUAUUUGCAGGAUGUUUUUGCUAGGAUGAUGGAACUGCAGCAUCUCAUCCUGUCUUCAAACAACAUUGCUCUGGUUUCACCAAUGGCUUUUAAAGGUUUGGGAAGGCUCACAGUCCUCAAACUGCUAAAUAAUAAACUGGUUGAACUUCCCCCAGAAGUAUUUGAUGACAUGGUACAGCUUCAGCAAUUGAUCAUUGAAAGUAACAGGCUGAAGUCUAUCGAGGAGAAUCUGUUUGACAAACUGGUUAGUUUGCAGGAGCUGUACUUGAACAAAAACCAACUAACAGCACUUCCCAGUGGCGUGAUGAAGAAACUUGCCAAACUCAGAGUACUGAACUUGUCAAGAAAUUACUUAGCAGCACUGCCUAGAAAUAUAUUUAGUGCAUUAGCCAGGCUUGAGAGGCUGAUGCUGUAUAUUAAUAGGCUGUCUUCCAUAGAGUCAGGUAUGUUUGAUAGCCUGAAGGAGCUGCAGGAGCUUUUCCUGCAUUCCAAUAAUAUCCAUUCCAUUGCCCCUGAUGCGUUUCAUUGUCUUCGUAAACUAAGAACGCUGACACUCUCCAGAAACAGGCUUCAGGUUUUGCCUUCUGGGCUUUUUUUGCACUUGCAUGACCUGUCUAAACUGACCUUGUACAGGAACCCACUGAAGUCUCUUCCAGAAGUACUGUUUGGAGAGAUGAGACAUCUUGGUAGCCUAUGGCUGUAUCACACAAAGCUCUCAACAAUACCAGAUUUUGUGUUUAGUAACUUGACAAAUUUAGAGCUUCUUGUGCUGAGUUUUAAUCCAGAGCUUACGGUUCUUCCUAGGAAUGUAUUCAGUGGCCUGAAUGAACUGCGGGGCCUUUCUCUCCAUACAAGUAAUAUUUCCAGUUUGCCAGAGGGAAUCUUUCUGAGCCUUCAGAAACUGCAGAACAUUUCCCUCUUUGAUACAAGGCUUGAGGCUCUUCCUAAAAACCUCUUUCAUAAUCUCAAGCACCUCCAGAAAGUUUACCUGAAUAGUAGUAACCUGCAGUCUCUUCCUGCAGACCUCUUUACUGCUUUACCUGAGCUGGAAGAAGUUGUCCUUGACGACAACCCUUGGAAAUGCGAUUGCCAAAUUCUCGGUUUCCGAGAAUGGCUCCAAAAGAGCAGAGCAAUAGUUAAAAAUGUGCAAUCUCUGAUGUGCCACAGCCCAAUGGAACUGCAGAAUGUUUCUCUUGUGUCUCUAAGCAUCGAUGACCCAGAGUGCCUGCCAACCACAGCAAUGACCUCUCAGACAUUCAGCUCAACUUAUUCCCACACUUCGCCAUCUCCUGUGACGGAGCACUUCACAUCACCUCAGGAGACUGCUGGAACAGUGCUGUCCCACAUGGAAAUCACCAGCACACCCACGACAAUUCCUCCUGCAACUCCAGGUUUUACCUACUCCCGUGAUGAAGAUGUUGGACAACCUGGGCUACAUUUCUCAGAUGUUCCAGUCCAAACUUCUCCCAGCAUCAUAGCACGAACCAACAGUGUCAGAGGGACAGAUUUAACUACUCUUGUCUGGUGGGAUGAGUUUCCAGCCCACAGCAGUGCUAAACCCUAUUUUAAUACCAGAGUUACUUAUUGCCAGCUAUUCUUGUGUGUUCACAGUUUGAUUUUAACACUCCAGAGUGUAGUCAUUGUGCUCAGUCUGUAUGUGAUGGGUAACACCAGGCAGCUCUUGCUCUCCAGGAAUAUUCCUGCUCAGCCUGUAGUUCUGAUAAGAAUAUUAAGAAGAUAGAGAAAUCUAGACCAAGAAAGAAC
Molecule: messenger RNA, 2117 nt
Organism: Passer domesticus (house sparrow)
Lineage: Eukaryota; Metazoa; Chordata; Aves; Passeriformes; Passeridae
Product: platelet glycoprotein V-like
Exons: 2
Coding region: 166-2094 (642 amino acids)
Cellular component (GO): extracellular matrix
Molecular function (GO): protein binding
Source: RefSeq, a predicted model, not a curated record